Messenger RNA from Silurus meridionalis, 2200 nucleotides. RefSeq names its product finTRIM family, member 92 (gene ftr92). The transcript is spliced from 7 exons. The record is from RefSeq and is a predicted model, not a curated record. Bases 325 to 1932 code for a protein of 535 amino acids. Lineage: Eukaryota; Metazoa; Chordata; Actinopteri; Siluriformes; Siluridae. Gene Ontology annotation, molecular function: zinc ion binding; protein binding.
ACACACACAAGUUAUCAUGUCCAGGUGUGGAUGAUCAGUGUCCAGAAGUUUGAUGAUGCAACUCUUUAACUCAUUUCCCCACCCAGUGACACGAGCUUGGUGUUUGGAGGCGAGUGAAGAUUAGUGAUCCAGAACUAUAAAGAACUUCUAAAGAAGACCUUGGCUGAGAAAACGCACAAUUUGCUCACAGAAUUUGAAGGCCAGAAUGCAGCAUACGCACUAGUCAGAAAAGCUCCUCCUUCACUUCCAAACUCAAGAUAAAUGAAAGUGAAACCGUUCCCUCAAACAGAUCCAUGAAACUCUCUCCAGCGGCAGACAUAAACAAUGGCAAGCUCCAGCACUCCACGCUCAGAGAACCUUUACGAGUGCUGCUUGUGUCUUACAAAGUCGAAGACCGUCGUUACACUUCCCUGUAAGCACAACUUCUGCAGGUCCUGCUUGAUCAGUGAGUAUGAGGGCACAGACUCCUACAGCUGCCUGCAGUGUUCGCAGAUCUUUUCCAUGAAGCCUGAUCUGCAUGGACCUUCAGAAAAAGUCAUGGACAAUCUCAAGAAGAUGGACCUCCACACUGAAACCACAGCAGGCACCACUACCGAACGUGAGGACGUGGCCUGUGACGUGUGCACUGAUGGCAUACACACUGCCAUCAAGUCCUGCCUGGUGUGUCUGGCCUCGUACUGCGAAACGCACCUCUGGCUGCACGAGCACCUCCACGCGAGGGCUGCACACACACUGGUGGACGCGACAGCUCAGCUGCAGGCCAUGACAUGCUCUACACAUGGAAAGGUCUUGGAGGUUUACUGCCGUAACGAGGAACAACGCAUCUGUUGCAUGUGCAUGCUGGAGGAUCACAAAGGACAUGACAUGGUGGCAGCAGGGCAGGUAGUAAAGGAGAACCUGAGAAAGUCAAAGCAGAUGAUUACAGAGCAAGAGAAGCAGCUGAAGGAGUUUCACUUGGCUGAAAACACUCUCAAGGACAUUGCAACGGCCACAGAGGAGGAAUGCGAAAGGCUUUUCGGCCAGCUGGUCCACUCUAUAAAGCGCAGCGGGUCUGCGAUGAAGGUCCUGAUUCGAGCUCGGGAGCGAGCAGAACUGUAUCGGAUCAAGGAGCUGAUGGAUCAGGCAGAGGAGGAAAUACGUGAGCUGAAGAGCAGGGAGCUUUUAAGGACUCCGAAUGACUUGCUGCAGUCGACUUCUGGGAAUGUCACAAAGAUGACCAUCAAUCCCCAGUUCUCCUUUGGAGAGGUGGUAAAAUCCGUCUCUGCACUCAAAGAGCGGAUCGAAGAUGUCUGGCAGCAUGAAACUGAUCGGAUAUCGUGGGCAGUGAAAAAAGACAAGAUCGUGGUUCCUUCUGAACCAAAGACGAGAAAAGACUUCCUGCAAUACUUGGUCCCACUGUCCCUGGACCCUGACUCUGCCCACAGGAGCCUGAGAAUAUAUGAUGAGAAGCGAGUGGUGUGCAGCACCGAGUACCAGCCCUACCCUUACCACCCCGAACGCUUCGACUGGUGGGCGCAGGUUCUGUGCCGGGAGCCUCUGAACAGACGCUGCUACUGGGAGGCUGAGUGGGCGGGUUUGCACGGGGUGGACAUAGCUGUCUCGUACAGAGACAUCACCCGGAAGGGGGAUGGUGAUGAAUGCAGCUUUGGGUACAACAAACAGAGCUGGAGUUUGGAUUGCGCCAUAUUGAAAUAUACUUUUGCGCACGAUAAUGUGGAGACUGAAAUCUUGGGGCCCGUGUCGCACAAAAUAGGGGUGUAUCUCGAUUACAAGGCCGGAGUGAUGUGCUUCUACAGCGUCUCAGACACUUUGACGCUUCUCCACAGAGCGGAGAUGAGGUUCAUGCAGCCUCCGUAUGCCGGGUUUGGGUUGUAUCAGGGAUCCACGGUGAAGAUAUGCCAGCUAGAUACAGAGGCAACACUGACUGAGUGAAGAGCAGAACAACUUGGAAUGAAUAAACAGAGGACAUGAACAAAUCACACUGGUUGUCAGGUGAUCAGUGGUUUGAAAUGCCACCAUAGGCAUCCACAGCUGAGAGACCAUGAAAAAGAAAUGUUAUUUGCAACUCGAUCCAAUCACAAGAAUUUGAAAGGCUCAUUAGGCACCUCCUCCAAGCAUGUUCCCUCUAACAGCCCCAAUUCCAGAGAAGUUGGGACACGGUGUAAACUGUAAAUAAAACCAGAAUGCGAUGAUUUGCAAA